UCUACCCCGAUCCUCUGUCCUCCUCCCCGGCCCUCACUCGGCCGUGUCGGCGCUUCGUCUGCAGUCUGCUGACCAUGUCAUCAUAAAAGAUGGACCACGCAUCGCUGUGAGCCAGAUCCGCUGCUCCAUCUACGCAUUAGUUAAACAGGCGAUCAGCCGAGGACGCGGAGGAGCUCAGAAUGAUGUCCUCCUACUACCACCCGGCCAAGGAAGCAGACAUGGCGGCCCUGACGGAGCCGCUCUGCCUGGAGAGAGAUGUGUGCAGGGUGAUCGAGCUGCUGGAUCGGCUGCAGCGGAGCGGAGAGCUACCUCCUCCCAAACUGCAGGCCCUGCAGAGAGUCCUUCAGAGCAAGUUCUGUGCUGCCAUCAGAGAGGUUUAUGAGCAGCUGUAUGACACUCUAGACAUAGUUGGAGGACCGGAGGUGCGAGCACAGGCAACUGCCAAGGCCACAGUGGCAGCCUUUGCAGCCAGCGAGGGCCACGCCCACCCAAGGGUGGUGGAGCUGCCCAAGACAGAAGAGGGUCUGGGCUUUAACAUCAUGGGGGGCAAAGAGCAGAACUCCCCAAUCUACAUCUCCAGAGUGAUCCCUGGGGGUGUGGCCGACCGCCAAGGAGGGCUGAAGAGGGGAGACCAGCUGCUGUCUGUCAACGGAGUGAGCGUUGAGGGGGAGCACCACGAGAAGGCCGUGGAGCUGCUGAAGGCCGCCCAGGGUUCGGUCAAGCUGGUGGUCCGCUAUACCCCGAAGGUCCUGGAGGAAAUGGAGGCUCGCUUUGAGAAGAUGAGGAGCGCCCGAAGACGACAGCAGCACACCAGCUACUCAUCUCUGGAGUCCAGGGGCUAGCUAAUCCAAUGCCUCCAUCCACCUCAUUGUCAAACCCUCCUGACUCUAGCAGGAGGCAAGACCGUAGAUGAGAAGCAAAAAACCAAAGUAGCCUACCAACACCUGUUACCUGAACUUCUUCAUGAAGCCAACGCUGCAGUUUAGGAUUUCUCCCCUCCCUCUUUCCCUAUUUCUUAGAUAAAUACAGAGUAAGCUUGUUGUCAGACCAUGCCUGUAAUGUCAUCUCUCCAGUGUUAAAUCAUCCUCAGCAUGCUAUUACAUAAGGGCAACACAUUCUCUGUAGUGUGUGGCUUUAAUUAGAACCUAGCGUUUAUAUUCUCAAGUCGUUUUAAUUUUGUGUUCUCAUGUAGUGUACUCCUCAGCAGGGUCCGCUGUCUGCAGUUAGACCUCAGUAGCAAGGAAAACCUGUGGAAACUGACACAGUCAUCACCUCCAUUUUUCCAUCAGAUGUCCCGGCUAGAGGGCUAGCCAUUAGCAGUAUGAAGAAUUACAUUGGAUUCAG
Anoplopoma fimbria (sablefish) is the source of this 1344-nucleotide messenger RNA. It is a transcript of the gene lin7b, whose product is annotated as lin-7 homolog B (C. elegans). The transcript is spliced from 6 exons. Bases 180 to 842 code for a protein of 220 amino acids. Gene Ontology annotation, molecular function: L27 domain binding. Gene Ontology annotation, cellular component: basolateral plasma membrane; cell-cell junction; MPP7-DLG1-LIN7 complex. Gene Ontology annotation, biological process: protein localization to basolateral plasma membrane; neurotransmitter secretion; maintenance of epithelial cell apical/basal polarity. NCBI's taxonomy places the organism in Eukaryota, Metazoa, Chordata, Actinopteri, Perciformes, Anoplopomatidae. The record is from RefSeq and is a predicted model, not a curated record.